Messenger RNA from Mucor mucedo, 765 nucleotides. RefSeq lists its product as uncharacterized. NCBI's taxonomy places the organism in Eukaryota, Fungi, Mucoromycota, Mucoromycetes, Mucorales, Mucoraceae. The record is from RefSeq and is a predicted model, not a curated record. The transcript is spliced from 6 exons. Bases 1 to 675 code for a protein of 224 amino acids.
AUGUCUGUAAAUAAUCUGGAUCAUGUUUCUAUUUGGUGUGAUAAACCUGAUUAUGCUGGUUUGCUCAAAGAUGGCCCAACUGCGCUUGCUGGUAAUAUAAAAAAUGAUACGUUCAGAACGUUCUCGACAGAUACAAAGUUUACUGGAAAUGUCAGAGAAGAUUUGUUGAUUAGAAUGUUGAAUACGUUUGUUAGGGUGAAUAAUGAAAGCAAUUCUCAUGCUACUAUGGUUUGCAAUCAACUAAUUUUUCAUUGGAUAGAGAGUCUGACAUAUUUUUGUGGACAAAACAUGUCUCCCAAUACGUAUGCCUUUGCAUCGGUUAUGACAUUUUCUGCUUGUAUACCACCAUUAUCUGAGCUUUUGAAAUUAUGGAAAUACAUGUUUGCUCCCGGCCGUCACAUGAAUUUUUUGUUCAUCAUUGCACAACUUGCUUUGAUUUGUACCGAAUUACUUCAAAGCCCAAGUCCCAUUAAUUUAUUACCAGUUUUACCUCCGUUGCGGGCAAAGGCCAUUAUAAAUCUUGCAAGUUCGAAAAGUUGGAACACUAAGCUAGUAUACUCAAAGUAUUUCGGCCAGACAGAAAGAGGUUCAGAAGCUUAUGUGAAAAAGAUGAGUUUGGUAAUAUAUUCGACCAACGUUUUUAAGAACAAGUGUGACACUACGGUACCUUUUUAAUGGGAUGCGGAAUAAUUUAUUGCUUUUGUUCCGUCGUGUACAUUUGGCACCGAAUCGAGAGGAGAACAAACAAGAGAGAAUUACCCUUGC